CCAGAUCUAACCAAAAAAAAGACAGCUGAUCGAUACACAAGUCGUCGUAAGAUUUUUCGUACUUAAGUUAUCAAAUAAAAUCAAAAUAGAAGAUAUAAAAUGUUUACCGCUAGGAUUUUUCGAGCUUCGUCGACCAUCCGAGGAUUAGCAACGAAACCUGAAGAAAUAAGCAACUUAGUUAAGAAAAAUAAAGUCGUUGUUUUUAUGAAAGGAGUACCAGAGGAGCCAAGAUGUGGUUUCAGUAAUGCAGUUGUACAAAUUAUGAGGAUGCAUGGUGUUCAAUAUGAUGCUCAUGAUGUACUUAAGAAUGAAGAUUUGAGGCAAGGUAUCAAAGAUUUUUCAAAUUGGCCAACGAUACCACAAGUAUUUAUUAAUGGAGAGUUUGUUGGAGGUUGUGACAUCCUUUUACAAUUGCACCAGAAUGGAGAACUCGUUGAAGAACUGAAAAAAGUCGGUAUUACCAGUGCACUUUUAAACCAAGAACAAGAAAAAGUUAACUCACAAUCAGAGAAAAGUUCUAAAGAGUAAUCAUUAAUCAACUUGUAGAUAUUUAAUUGUUUGUUGUUAAGGGAAGCUUCAAUAAAAAGAAGUUUUUUCAAAUAUUGAAGCAUUCAUGUCAGCAUGAAAAAGUCAAUUUCAUUGUUUUAUACCAAUGAAUGUUAACUACUCAAGAGGGUGUUUUAAAUAGUUUGUUUUCUUAAGUAGAAAAAGUAUAUCAUAUUGAACAUACAAGUGUAAAUAUUUAAUUAAAUUUAUUCUAAUGAAAACAAAAAAGCCAGUUUUGAAUUAUACGAUUAUAGGAUACAGUUCAUUUUAAUAAGAAACAUCUUUUACCGUAAUAAAUUUGUAAAUUAUCAUGAUUCUUACACCAUAUUGAGCCUUAAAUUCAACUGUAGUCAGUAUAUUUAAAAGAAAUUAUCAAUACAUAAACUACAAAUAGGCUACAAACCUUCAAAAUAACUUUGUCAAUUUCAUAUCAAAAUAACAUGUCAAACAGUUUCUUUUAAAAACAAGUUAAUAUAUACCUAAUGCAUACAUUUAAAGUAACACCACAGAAACAAAAAAAAAUAGAGUUUAAAUUAGAAUAUACCAAAGUAUACUGAAAUUAGAACGCUAAUUACGGAAAACAAUGUACGAACAAAUUCCAAAGUAAAAAAAAGCAAAAAAUUAAUUUAAGCGACAUUCCAUCCCAAGAGGCGAUUCUGCGAAAAACGGCGACAGUUUUAGAAGUACCGGCAAAGGUCGCAUAUCGGGGGAGAAAUCUAGUUAGUUAGGAUCUAGUUCACUUUUCAAGUUUGCCUUGUCGAUUGCCUGGAAGGUUAAUUAAGCGCGAUAAUUUGGCUUUGACGCAUAAUCAGCCGGCGGUCACGGUAAUCUACGCUCGUUAAUUGUCGCUGUAAGGUCGACCGCUGACAUUUUUUUUGUUCCCCUCUAAAUUUUCAGUGUUUAAUAAAACGGAACGUUUUUAGGGAAAUUGUAAACAAAUUAUUUGAAUUUAAUUAAGAGUUCAUCUAAGUUCCUUUAAUUUAAUUAAGAACACUUUCAUGCAGUGAAAAGAAACUGUAAAGUGUUUAUAUUUUCAAUGUUCAUUGUCAAGAUAUUUCGACGUUUUCAAUAAAAACAUUAUUGUCAAGUUGUCUCAUAUUAAUUGUUCAAUCCAA
Phymastichus coffea is the source of this 1661-nucleotide messenger RNA. It is a transcript of the gene Grx5, whose product is annotated as glutaredoxin-related protein 5, mitochondrial. Lineage: Eukaryota; Metazoa; Arthropoda; Insecta; Hymenoptera; Eulophidae. The transcript is spliced from 3 exons. The coding region runs from base 100 to 528 and encodes 142 amino acids. The record is from RefSeq and is a predicted model, not a curated record.